This is a messenger RNA of Epinephelus moara (kelp grouper), 1646 nucleotides long. RefSeq names its product OXA1L mitochondrial inner membrane protein (gene oxa1l). Gene Ontology annotation, molecular function: membrane insertase activity. NCBI's taxonomy places the organism in Eukaryota, Metazoa, Chordata, Actinopteri, Perciformes, Serranidae. The transcript is spliced from 11 exons. Bases 23 to 1525 code for a protein of 500 amino acids. Gene Ontology annotation, biological process: mitochondrial respiratory chain complex IV assembly; protein insertion into mitochondrial inner membrane from matrix. The record is from RefSeq and is a predicted model, not a curated record. Gene Ontology annotation, cellular component: mitochondrial inner membrane.
CGUAGCAGGUUUAUUUUCCAACAUGGCUGCCAUCAGGAGUGGGGUGACUCCGGGUUGCCUAGCAAGAUGUUUCCUGAGACAGACUGGGAAACCGAGCCGAGGCAGCCAUCCCCUUUCAGACAUUUGGAACCACCAGCGGUUGCUCCAGAAGUCUCACCUGCACACAGUGUUUGAGUGUCACAGUGCUGCCGCGAGGACUGUGCUUGGCCGCAGACAACAUGGGAAGUUCCUGUGGGUGAAUGCAGUGGCAGUCAGGCACAACAGCUCACAGAUCCCACCUGAGGAUGGAAGCAUGGCAGCUCCAGUGUUGCAUGCCUCUGAACCUGCCCCCAUCAUCACACAAGCAAUCACUGAACAGAUCACAGCAGAAACCGUCUCCACGGCAGCACCAGUACUGGACGUCUCUCCUCCUCGUCCAGUCUUGGAUUCCUCCCCUGAGCUUUUGUCCAUGGACUCUGCUCCUGUUUUAUCGCAGCCAGCUGUUGAGCAGAUGGCUGAUGCUGCGCCGACCGCAGUGGAGGUCCUGCAGGCUGCGACCACAGAAGUCAGUUUAGCAGAGCUGGGAUUGGCCAGCCACACACCCGUGGGGUUGAUCCAGAACAUUUUAGAGUUCAUGCAUGUGGAUCUUGGUUUGCCCUGGUGGGGGGCCAUAGUCGCAGGUACAGUGUUGGCUCGCUUGGCUGUGUUUCCAGUCAUAGUGAAGGGCCAGAGGGAGGCAGCCAAGCUGAACAAUGUUCUGCCCGAGAUGACCAAACUUACCACCAGGAUGAACGAGGCCAAGCAGAGCGGAAACAAAUUUGAAUUUGCCAAAGCCUACACCGACCUGAACUUGUUCCAGAAGAAGCAUGAUGUAAAUCCUCUCCGUGGCUUCCUAGUACCUAUGGUGCAGGCACCAGUCUUCGUCUCUUUCUUCAUCGCCCUGAGGAAGAUGGCCUAUCUGCCGGUGCCCAGCCUGCAGACGGGAGGCCUGCUCUGGUUUACAGACCUGACGGCAGCAGAUCCCUUUUAUAUCCUGCCUUUGGCCGUCACUGGAACCAUGUUCUUCAUCCUGGAGUUGGGUGCAGAGUCUGGUAUCGACAACCCCAACCUGCGAGCCAUGAAGACUGUGUUCAGGAUCAUGCCCUUUAUCAUCCUUCCCCUCACUAUCAACUUCCCCACGGCGGUGUUUACCUACUGGCUGACCUCCAACUGCUUCUCCUUGGGUCAAGUGGCCCUGCUCAGACACCCCUUGGUCAGAGAGAGGUUGAGGAUCCCAGAGAGGAUCAAACACCCGGCCUCCGACCUGCCCCAAAAUGACGGCUUUUUCCAAAGCAUGAAGAAGGGCUGGAAAAACGCUCAGUUGGCCCAGCAGCUGGAGGAGAGGGACAGAAGAAUCAAAAAUCACCUUGACCUUGCUGCUAAAGGUCCAUUGAGGCAGACUUUUACCCACAAUCCCCUCAAGCAGACCCAACCCAUGGCUGCAGCAUCAGCUAAAGCCAAGCCGACACAUGGCAAAGAGAGGCCGUGGAAGGACACUAUCGGGUAGAUCAGAUUUAGAGCUGACAGUAAAAUGAUUUAUGUACAUAUUUAUGGAUGGAAGAGAGGACAGGGUGGGAGAGGGUUGUGAUUAUGUAUUAUUCUAAUUAAAAUCUGCCUCCAAACAACCA